Psylliodes chrysocephalus is the source of this 3913-nucleotide messenger RNA. Lineage: Eukaryota; Metazoa; Arthropoda; Insecta; Coleoptera; Chrysomelidae. The record is from the annotation of a GenBank genome assembly.
GUGUGUGUAUAAAAUAAUUAAAGGCCAAUCUAAUCGUAGCAUUACGAACAUUUACGUUCUACGCAUCCUUGUUCAGUGUUAGUGCACGGCCUUGGUUAAAAUUUUCAUUUGAAACUGAUUUGAAAAAAUUUAGUUAAAGAUUCAUGAACAAUUAAAAUUUAGAACGAGCUAUUGAACAUCGAUCCCAUGGAUAAAGAGAAGGAGAAAUCCAGUCCGUUGGAGAAAUCAAAUAUUUUUUCGUAUCUCACUUUUGGGUAUGUUUUGGAACUAUUAAAAAAAGGAUGGAAACACGAUUUGAGCGAAAAUGAUUUAUAUGCAUUACCGAAAAAAUGUAAAUCAAAAGUGUAUGGAAAACAGGCCAUAACUCAAUGGCGGAAAACUCCUUCAUUAUUUAAACUUUUACUACAUAAAUUCGGAUCGGCUUACGUCAUAUUUUGCCUAGCACACAUAGGUUGGACUGAAAUUCGCAGUUUGUUGCGACCGUACGGGAUGAGCCGUCUGAUAACUUAUUUCGACAAAAAACAAACAUCGAUAUCGGAAUCCGAAGCCUACUACUGCGCCAGUAUUGUUAUCUUCACGAAGAUCUUCCAGUUCGUUUUCAUAUCAAAUUUGCUCGUUUUCGAAGUCAAAUUUCUGAUACAAUUAAGGACGGCCCUACAGUCGCUGCUCUACGAGAAGAUAUUGAGACUUUCGACGACUUCAGUAUUGGAGACUAGUUCCGGGAAUUUGAUCACUGUUUUGACCAAAGACAUCCAUUGCGUGGAGUUGAAUCUGUGGGUGUUUAAGGAUUUUAUUAUGUUUACCGUACAAUCCGUUACAGUAUUUUAUUUAAUCUGGUCUAGAGUCGGCUUAGCUGCAUUUACUGUGAUCGGAGUAUACAUGAUAGCACUACCGCUUCAAGGAUAUUUAUGCACAAAAAUUGCCAUGCUCAAAUUGAGAGUAUGCCAAAAUGCAGAUGAGCGACUCCAACUUACUCAUGAAGUUCUAGCAGCUAUACGAGUAAUCAAAAUGUAUACUUGGGAGAAAUUUUUUAUCGGAAAAAUCACCGAAUCAAGAAGGAAAGAAGUGGCAGCUCUUUUAAAAAUGCUUCUGAUCCACUUCUUACUGGUGGUAAUCGGUCUUUUUGUAUCCGGAGUAACAUUUCUCAUUUUAAUUUUAACCUACAUAUGGAUGGGGAACGAUACCAACACAGAACUAAUAUUCUAUAUAUCCAGCGUUUUCCACGAAUUAACCAUGGCCAUGGGCAUCAUGAUACCUAUGAAUAUGAGUAAAACCGCGGAAUUUUUUGCCUCGCUGAGACGAAUAAACAAAGUGUUCCAAUGCCAAGAAAUUUCGAAAAUAGAAAAUAUUUACAAGGAAGCUUUAAUAGACAUAAACGACGUCACGGUUGAAAUGAAGAACGCAAAGGUUCUUGAUGAUGUUUCGCUGAAAAUAACAAAACCGGGCUUACAUGUUAUUACGGGCUCCGUUGGAUCAGGAAAAAGUUCUAUUUUUCAAGUUAUCAUUGGAUUGCAUAAUCUGACAGAAGGUUAUUGCAAGAUAGGAGGAACCAUUUCAUUUGCGGCUCAGGAACCAUGGUUGUACCCUUCAUCAAUCAAAAAUAACAUCCUAUUUGGGGAAAAAUACAACAAAGCAAGGUACGAUGAAGUCCUCAGGAUAUGCGGAUUGGACUACGAUUUGAGAUACUUACAAAAUGGGGAUGAAACUAUAGUAUCUGAAGGUGGAAUGAACCUAAGCAAGGGCCAACAAGCUAGAAUCAAUUUAGCUAGAUGUGUCUAUAAAGAAAGUGAUAUGUAUCUUUUAGACGAUCCAUUAACAGCACUUGAUGCCACCGUUCAAGAUUAUAUUUUUACUGAAUGUAUUUGUAAAUUUUUGAAAAGCAAAAUCGUCCUUUUCAUCUCUCAAAAUGACAAACAUAUGAAGGUGGCCGAUAAUGUGUUUACACUGAGCCAAGGAAAACUAAUAAACGAAUCUAAACCAACUGUUACAACAGAAGAAAAAGAAGCUGUCAUCAAAACCAUUUCCAGUGAUUUAAUUGAAAAGAAGAUUUUAGAAAAAGCCGCUAUAGCAGAAAGCGACAAUCCGUAUACUAAUGAUAAUUUAUUCCACGAAACACACGAAUCGGGUAAUAUAAAACUCGACGUUUACAAGUCGUAUAUAAAGUAUGGAGGAGGUUACAUAUUUUUUGGAGCGAUUAUGUUACUUUAUACCGUUUCGCAAGGUGCAAGUCUGCUGACAGAAAAAAUAUUCGCAAAAUGGGUUGACGUUCAAGCUGAAUCAAACAAUACAAAUCCAGCAAGAGAAAAUUCUUACACGAAGCAAGAUUACUUAAAUUUCUACAGUUUAUCCCUGGUUGGUUCUUCAAUAAUAACAUUUAUUACGUUGUAUUCCUUGUUGAGGUUCACCAGAAAUGCUUCAUACAGUAUGCACAAAGCAAUGAUAUCAAAAGUUACAACUGCCGUUAUGGUGUUCUUUGAUACUCAUUAUUUAGGAAACGUAGUCAACAGAUUUUCGUAUGAUCUCAAUAUAGCCGAUGAACGAUUACCUUUAAUAUUUUUACAUCUGUUUAGGGCAAUGUUUAGUUGCAUAGGCAUAAUUGUACUGAUAGCAACAGUGAACUGGAUAUUUAUCAUACCGUCAACAAUAUUCAUGGUGCUUAUAUUAUUCAUGAGACUUUUUUAUAUUAAUACUGGAAGGAAUCUAAAAAGAAUUGAAGCAGCAACAAGAAGUCCAUUAGUUGGGCAUAUAAACAGUACCAUGGACGGUUUGUCGACAAUUCGAGCUUUUGACGCAGAAAAAAGACUAUCAGACGAAUUUUACAGGCACCAAGAUUUAUAUUCUUCAGCAAUUCUAACAAUGAAAGUCAGUCAAGCUGCUUUUAAUUUUUUUAUGGGCGUGCUAAGCGCAAGUUUUACCUCAUUGAUCAUCGCAAAAUAUCUGUUUUUCGAAGAAGAAACAACUGCUGGUAAUGUUGGAUUAGUCCUUACAAAUGUUCUGAGAAUUUCCGAUUUGGUAUCAUGGGGCGUGUAUGAAUGGAUAGAACUAGAAACCAACAUGACUUCAGUAGAAAGGUGUAUAGAAUACACUAAUCUAAACCAAGAAAAUCAAACGGGAACCCACGUAGACAACUGGCCGAAAUCCGGAGAAAUCGUAUAUAAACAAGUCGAAUUGAAAUAUAACGGUGAAAAAAUCCCCGUUUUGAAAAAUAUCAAUAUUACCGUACGGCCGAAGCAAAAUAUUGGUAUUGUUGGAAGAACUGGUGCUGGUAAAUCUUCCAUCAUUUCCACGCUGUUUAGGUUGUACGAGUUUGAUGGAAACAUUGAAAUAGACGGAGAAGAUACCAAGAAAUUAUCUCUACGUUUCCUAAGAAACAACAUAGCCGUAAUACCACAAGAUCCCGUCCUGUUCACUGGCAGUAUCCGUGAAAAUAUCGAUCCUUAUCGCAAGCAUCCGGAUGAAAAAAUUUGGUCCUUGCUGAGGAAGCUGAUGAUAGACAGCAGCGUAAAAACUUUGGAUAGCGAUAUUACUAACUUCAGUGCAGGCCAGAAGCAACUUUUGUGUAUGGCCAGAGCGGCACUCGGGGACUGCAAAAUUGUCGUCCUGGACGAAAUUACCGCUAACAUGGACACGGAAAAUGACGAGUUGAUUCACUCGUUGGUAAAAGAGCUUUUCCAGGAUUGCACGAUUUUAACAGUAGCGCAUAGAAUGAAUUUUAUAUUAAGCUGUGAUAUGGUGAUUGUGAUGGAUAAAGGGGAAAUAGUCGAAUUCGAUGAACCUGAAGUAUUGUUAAAGGAUAGUACUUCAAUUUUCUCUAAAAUAUGUGAUAAAGCCAAUUCCUAAAACGAUCUAACUCGUACCUAAAGAAGAAAAUUAUUUUUUUAUUGUAAUUAGGAUCUAAAUCAAAGAAAAACAG